This is a messenger RNA of Durotheca rogersii, 1419 nucleotides long. RefSeq names its product MFS general substrate transporter. Gene Ontology annotation, molecular function: transmembrane transporter activity. NCBI's taxonomy places the organism in Eukaryota, Fungi, Ascomycota, Sordariomycetes, Xylariales, Xylariaceae. The record is from RefSeq and is a predicted model, not a curated record. Gene Ontology annotation, biological process: transmembrane transport. Gene Ontology annotation, cellular component: fungal-type vacuole membrane. The transcript is spliced from 4 exons. Bases 1 to 1419 code for a protein of 472 amino acids.
AUGGCGGGUCGUGAUAUAGAACUCGAUUCCAGGCCCGUCGAGCUAUCCUCGGGAACCGACGCCGCAGCCACCGUUAGCGAAAGCUCGCGUGACCACAGCCCGCCGUCGCCCGAAGAUGGGAGGCAGGCGUUCUCGCUGCCGCCCGUCGACGGUGGGAAGGACGCGUGGCUCUUCCUCGCAGCCUGCUUCUCGAUCGAGGCGUUGGUUUGGGGCUUCCCGUUCGCCUUUGGCGUGUUUCAGGACUACUACAGCACUCACGAGCCGUUCGUCGGCUCGUCCAAUAUUGCCGUCAUCGGAACCUGCUCCAUGGGUAUCAUGUACCUGACGUCGCCCCUUAUCAUGGGGCUUAUCCGCCUCUGCGGCCGCUGGGCCCGGUGGGCGCCUCUGUUCGGCUUGUUCAUCAUGUGCAUCUCUCUCGCCAUGAGCUCGUUUUCGUCGAACGUCACGCAUCUCAUCGUCACUCAGGGGGUCUUUUACGCCAUCGGCGGCGGCAUCGCCUACUGUCCUUGCAUAUUGUAUAUGGAUGAGUGGUUCGUGCAGCGUAAAGGUCUGGCCUACGGCAUCAUGUGGUCCGGGACUGGGCUUGCGGGCGUCGUGUUUCCUCUCCUGCUGGAGUUUCUCCUCCACUCGCUCGGGUUCCGUUCGACGCUGCGGCUGUGGUCCGGCGUGCUGUUUGCGCUGACGUUUCCGCUGGCGUGCUACAUAAAGCCGCGUGUGCCUUACUCGGCGACGACGCACGUACGGCCGUUCGAUUCGAAGAUAUUCAUGAUGCCCAGCUUCUGGUUGUACCAACUUGGGAACGUGGUGGAGGCUAUGGGCUUCUUCCUGCCGGGAAUUUAUCUUCCCACGUACGCCCGCAGCACGCUGGGCGCGGAAUCGUACAGUUCGGCGACCACAAUCCUGCUGGUGAACGUGGCGUCCGUAUUUGGUUGCGUGGCCAUGGGGUAUUUAAUUGACCGGCUCGACGUGACGACGUGUAUACUGCUAUCGACGAUUGGCGCAACGAUCGGCGCGCUCGUGAUCUGGGGUCUGUCGUCAUCGCUCCCGCUCCUCUACUUCUUCUGCGUCGUGUACGGGCUGUUUGCUGGGUCGUAUACCUCUGCCUGGCCCGGGAUCAUGAAGGAUGUGGUCGGAAAGGCAGAGGUGGCCGGCCAGGCCUACCUCGACCCUAGCAUGAUCUUUGGGUGGCUUGCAGCCGGCCGGGGGAUCGGCAACGUGGUCUCUGGGCCACUGAGCGACAGCUUGAUCCGAGGUCUGCCGUGGAGAGGCGACACGGCAGCCUACGGCUACGGCAGCGGCUAUGGCGCUCUGAUCGUCUUCACAGGAGUGACGGCGUUCUUGGGCGGCGCGAGCUUCGCCCUCGCCGCAGAGGAGGGGUCCGUCCAGUCAGAAGCCUGGACGCCGUCGCUCCCGGCGUAG